CAAAACACCAGGCUUAACCAAUCCCAGCCAUUGUCCACCCUGCAAAAACCAAAUUUUCUUCUCCAAGGAACAUGAAAAGACAUGACGGAGUAGCAAGAGGUGGGGCCUGCUUUGGAGCUCCUUCAAUUCAUUUAUAGCUCAAUGAGAGUCGUUCUUCCAGUAGAUUUGGACCCGGGGACGGAAUCAGUGCAUGUCAAAUCACUGGGACCAGUGACAUUGGUGAAGAGUGGUGACAACCCAGUGACCAGACAGCAAGGGCUGUGCAAGAUGAAGGUGUUUCUGUCUCUUCUGUUGGCUGCUGUCACUUGCAUGGAUUUGGGACACUCCUUGCAGUGUUACACAUGCAAGGAUUUGACCCCAGUUGAGGAGUGCCUGAAAAUUGAGAACUGCACAGAGGCUGAGAACAUAUGCAAGACUACAAUCUAUUCCUUGGAGGAUGUUUAUCCCCACACGGGAGUCUCGACUGUCACCAAGAUGUGCUCCUCUGUCUGUGAACCCUCUGACGUGGAUGGCAUCGGGAUGACACGUCCUGUCACCUGCUGUUACUCUGACCUGUGCAACAUUGAUGGUGCAGCAAGUUUGGGGAUCGGCAUUGUGCCAGUUGGGAUCCUGGCAAGUUCCCUCUGUGCCUUUUUCUGGACUAGACUGUAAGGGGAUGAUGGCAGUCAUUUAUUCCGAAAAUUCCGUGAAGAAAAUAACCCCCCACCAGCCCAGCUUUCCAUGUGGAUGUCUCAUGAACAACACUCAACAGCUCCCAUAAUUAUUGUUUUUUUAAUUUUUAAUUUUUAAUAUCCAUAAUUUUUCCACAGCUAAGAGAGAAGCAGGACACAGGAAGGCCCAACUCAACUUUUUAAAAUUGAUUUUCCAACAACUCCCACAAAAUUAACUAUGGAGUUUUUUUGCUGUGCUGGUGUGGUAGGGUUUGAAGUAAAAAAUUAAAAUGUAUGAAGUAUAUUUAAGGCAAAAAACCUUGAGAAGAGCCUUCCCUAUCUCCUUAGAGCAGGUCCUCUCUGCCCCAUCAUUUUCUGCUGUCCUUCCUUCUUUGUACCCAAAAAAUUAGGGAGACAUUUCUGUGUCCAAAAUCUGAGACAGGAGACUGAAUUUCCCAUGCCAAUGAUCUGUUCAAGGGAGGUUAAAAUCUCAUUUUCUCUGUACCCUUUUAAGCAGAAUAAAAAUAAUCUUGUGUUAAAA
Molecule: messenger RNA, 1191 nt
Organism: Haemorhous mexicanus (house finch)
Lineage: Eukaryota; Metazoa; Chordata; Aves; Passeriformes; Fringillidae
Product: ly6/PLAUR domain-containing protein 2-like
Exons: 3
Coding region: 142-651 (169 amino acids)
Molecular function (GO): acetylcholine receptor inhibitor activity
Source: RefSeq, a predicted model, not a curated record